This is a messenger RNA of Pseudozyma flocculosa PF-1, 492 nucleotides long. RefSeq lists its product as uncharacterized. Bases 1 to 492 code for a protein of 163 amino acids. Gene Ontology annotation, cellular component: endoplasmic reticulum. The transcript is spliced from 2 exons. Lineage: Eukaryota; Fungi; Basidiomycota; Ustilaginomycetes; Ustilaginales; Ustilaginaceae. Gene Ontology annotation, molecular function: protein disulfide isomerase activity. The record is from RefSeq and is a predicted model, not a curated record. Gene Ontology annotation, biological process: protein folding.
AUGCUCCGGCGCACCCUGUCGCUCCUCUUGCUCGGCCUGGCCUGCCUCGUCGCCCUCGGCGCAUCGACCGCCGAGGCCAAGAAGUGGGAGUUUGGCGACAUCAACAACCCCAACCUCGCCAGCCUGACAUCGUCCAACUUCACCUCGACCCUCAGCAAGGGCAUGUGGCUCGUCGAGUUCUACUCUCCCUACUGCAAGCACUGCAAGAAGUUCGCGCCCGUCUGGCAGGACCUGGCCGAGUACGAGGAGCACCUGGCCGACUCGCACGACUUCCGCUUCACGCGCGUCAACUGCAUCACCCAGGGCGACCUGUGCGGGGAGCAGCAAAUCCCCGGCUUCCCCUCAAUCUUUCUCUGGGCCGACGGCGUCCGCUUCGAAGAGUACGAGGGCGAGCGCGACUUUGACGCCAUGCUCGCCUACGUCGAGGCGCGCGCCGCCGACUGGAGGAGCUACUCGGCCCAAAAGGCCGAGGCCCUCUCGACCGGCCGCUGA